Seriola aureovittata is the source of this 2043-nucleotide messenger RNA. RefSeq lists its product as uncharacterized. Gene Ontology annotation, cellular component: voltage-gated sodium channel complex. The transcript has 6 exons. Gene Ontology annotation, molecular function: sodium channel regulator activity. Gene Ontology annotation, biological process: regulation of heart rate by cardiac conduction; sodium ion transport; cardiac muscle cell action potential involved in contraction. Lineage: Eukaryota; Metazoa; Chordata; Actinopteri; Carangiformes; Carangidae. Bases 448 to 1098 code for a protein of 216 amino acids. The record is from RefSeq and is a predicted model, not a curated record.
ACGGUCAUGUUGUAGUUAUGGAUCAGGUCUCAUCAUCUCAGGUUUCCUGCUGGAUUUCAACACUCACAACGUCCAACUCUCCUGGAUUCACACGCUCUAAAUAUAGCUGCCUUCAAGUCAGUCUGGACCGCAGGGGAGACUCAAAACUGCUGCUGAGAAACACGGAGACCAAAACUUUGUUAGUAAACCGUGUCUGUGAAACCGAGGCUUUAAGACGCUUUCUCUUUUUUCGGGCAACUGUGAAAUGCAAGAUUGUUGAACUAAUGGACUGACAGUGCGGAUUAACUAGUGGACUGGUUCGCAGUGAGGAACAUGGAAUCAAUCAGCAAUCGAGAGGCAUUACGUCAGUGAAGUAAUCUCAGUCGCCACAGAUAUUUCCCAAGAGGUUUACGUAAAGGAAAGUUCAGCAUUUUCUUCAACAGCUGGCCAUAAGCUGUUUCAGCAGACAUGAUAUUCCACUUGUCUCUGAUAGUUGUCCUCAGUCUUUUCGUAUCUCAGUGCUACAGCGCCUGUGCGGAGGUGGACUCCAUGACUGAGGCCGUGGCAGGAGAAGGAUUCCUGCUGGGCUGCAUCUCCUGUAAAAGAAGAGAGGAGGUCGCUGCCCGGGCCACCGUAGACUGGCACUUCAAAUCACUGGGAGAGGAGGAGUUCAGGCAUAUUUUCCACUAUGACCACCCGAGUGCUGAGAUCCUGCACGAAGACUUCAGCAACCGUCUGGAGUGGCACGGCACACAAAACAGCGAUAUUCAGAUCGGAGCCAUUUACAUUCAUAACGUCACCUUCAAUGACACGGGGACGUACCAGUGCAUCCUUCAACGCACCCUCUUCCUGGAGCUGGCUGAUGAGCACGUCACUGUGGAGAAGGAGGUGGAGCUCAGCGUGGUGGCUGUGGCCAAUCGGGAGCUGACAGCAGUGAUUGCAGAGAUAAUGAUGUAUGUACUGAUCGUGGUUCUGCAGCUGUGGCUCAUUGUGGUUCUGGUCUACUGUUACAAGAAGAUUUCAGCAGAGCACGAGGCUCGGGAGGCUCGUAAAGCUCUUAAGGAUCAGGCAGCACUGUUAGAAUCAAAGGACAACUGUGACGGGGUGCAGUUAGAGUAACUUCACCGUUAGGAAGACCAUCUGUGCAAGAGUCAAGCUUCAUUACUGCAGCCAUGAUUCUGCUGACAACGACACAACUACUGUAUGAAAGGUUGAUUUUGAACACACUGGUCGCGCUCAGUAAUAUUGGACAAUUAAACACUUGAAGGUUUGUGUAUUUUAUUUUGAAAAAAGGACUUUAAUGUAGGGAAUCCAAUUAAACGACCGACUUAUUGAUUCAGCAUAAUUUGAAAUACUUCAAAGUAUCCCAAUAACAAACAUCUUAAUUUAUAAUUAUUCCUCAGUUCUAUAGACUGCUCUAUUUUUUCAGCAGCAUCAAUAGAAAUGUGUAUUGAUGAAGCAAAGAAAAAUGUAAAUGGAUUCCAUCCCCAUCAUGUUUACAUAUGUACCAUGUAAAUAUGAUGGGUAACUUCAGCCCACGACCUUUGUAGCAACUCAUUUCCUCUUACAUCUGUUUUGAACAUACAACACAAGCAGAAAUGCCAAAAUUAUAAAAUUAUAAAGCCUUUAAGUGUUUAAUUUUCACUGAUGCCAUGUCUUAAUCAUGCCAAAUGAGAGUGAAUUUCAUUUAUAUGACAUUCUGGAUAUCUAAGAAAGCAGCUUUAGUGUAUGGUAAACAUAAGCAGGAUGUUUUUAUUUAAAAAAAAAAAAAACUAUGUUCUAGUCAAUCUAAACUUUUCCAUUUGUCCCAGUCCGUGUCUGUCCAAGUCUGUAAGUGAAGCAGAGUAAAGUAAAUGUUUUUGUAAAUCAUUUUUCAUCCACUGUUUGCACUGUGUUGGAACAAGUUUGAAGAAACUAAUGAACUAAUCAGUGUUAACUUUGACAGUGACUGCAUUUGUUUUCAUGAUGUUGCCUGUAAUUUUCCUAUUGCAAAUGCUGUGUAAUGUGUUUUUAAAAAAUACUUUUGAAAGUGUGUUGGACAAAAUACAACAUUGAUCUCUUAUA